AGGUUACUGUUAUGCAUUAAAAAAAACAUUGUACAACAUGUAUAAUAAUACUGGGAUAAAAAAAAAUACUUUUUUCUAACAUGUAUCAAAUUAGUGCUACCAGUAUUACAACAUCAAUAUUGUAACCCCCUCUCCCCCCUUUUAUUUUUUUUUUGUAACAUUUGAAAUAACAAUAAUAAUAGACACCUUAAAGAUGAUGUAUUUAAGUCAAUAAUCUUUAAGUCAACAUACUUUAUUAGUCUUUUGUUUUGGAGUUUUUAUGCAGUCAUCUGCUCUGGUCAUAUGACAAUUUGCACUAACCAUGUGAAACUGCACAUAUUAAAUUGAGACCCUUUAGUUUCGUAGAAAGUGCAAUGAAACAUCAAUCAGUAAGGUUUUUUUUAGAGCUUUUCAAUGAAAACGUUUUUAUGGUCACUAUUGUGACCGGUGGGAUUAAAUGGGUCAAAUGUCGCGGCUGGCUGCUCUUGACUAAACAAACAAUGUCACAAGAUUUCUGACUUGCUGUUUUAUAUUUAAUCAAAUUAUAAUUGUUGUUUUUCUUCUUUAUCGCUCCACAGGGUCUUCAUGUCUCUGUGUUAAAUGUUUCUGUUGUUUGUGGGUGAUGGUAAGGUGCAUAAUUCACUAAAGACAUGAACAGCCUCUUUAAACAAACACCUUCAAGUUUUCGUUUUGAAUGUCGGAUUUUUAAAACCUUUUUAUUUAGCCUAUUCAAGCAAAAUAAAGGGAUUACUUUUAAUUUCUCGAGAAUUAGGAGUGAAAUUGUCUAGAUGAAUCAUUUUAAGUAUAUUUGCUGCCCUCUCUAACACCCGUCUCUGUCUCUGUGGUGGCGUUGCUGAUUGUAAAACUCCACAAAGGCCGCCUCCAUAGCAAAGUCUUUGGCCAUAGUUAGUAACACUGCCAUGGCAACCAGAAAACACUCCAGUGUGCGUGAGGGAGAGAGGGAGGUGUUUGAGUCUUUAAUAUAAAACAUAUAUACUGAAAAAUAAUCAACACUUAAGAGUUUUUCUCCAGGUGAUUAACUGAAUUACAAACGCUGUCUCUGUAAGUAUUUUUGUGAGUGUGUAUCGACUUGCAUAAACAUGUGAAUGCUUCUCUGAGCUGUAAGUUAAUUUUUGUGCAGUUAAUGUGUGAAUGAGGUUUGGAUUUGUACUUUCACAGUGUUAUUAACACUUUUUUUGGUUCAAUUUUGCUGACAAGUUAUCUUAUGUAGGAGUUUUUGUGUCUAGCUUUGGUUGAUGGCGUCCACUGGUGUCACUAGUCACCUGCCUCCAGUCAAGAGAGUGAAGGUCUACAGAAAUGGAGACCCCUUCUUUUCAGGAAGGAGAUUUGUGGUAAACCAGAGGCAACUCACCAACAUUGACGCGUUUCUUAAUGACAUCACUCUCAGUAUCGGAGCUCCAUUAGCUGUUCGAACUCUCUAUACACCACGCUUUGGUCAUCGGGUCGCUGACCUUAGUGACCUACAGCAAGGGGCACAGUAUGUGGCCGCAGGGUUUGAACGCUUUAAGAAGCUAGAUUAUCUGACUGCUGGACAGAAGAAAGGUCCACUGUGCAGAGUUAUGUAUCCAGCCCAGGAUAAACCACUUGUCAGGCCUAAUGUGUCUGCAAAAUGGAGGAAGACCAUCACUCUGCCCUUCAUCAUACAUGUAUUCCGGAAUGGAGACAUCCUCAGUCCUGCCCUGCGCCUGAUCAUUCACCGCCACAUGCAGAAAAAUCUAGAGCAGAUUCUGAGGCUCAUUUCUGAAAAAGCCAUGCUUCGCACAGGAGCCGUGCGCAGGCUUUGCACUCUGGAGGGUUUCACAGUGACCUCCACAGAGGAGCUGGAGAGCGGGCAAAGCUAUGUAGCUGUGGGAACAGAGAGGUUCAAGAAACUUCCAUAUGUAGAGAUACUGAUGAAUAAAGCAACAGUCAACAGUUGGAAUAGACAAUAUUAUGCAGGUGACAGAGGACUACAGAGAAGAAUUGAGGACAGCCAGAGUGACUCCACCCUCAUGAAUUCACCUGAGAGGGAAAGCAGGCGUGUGAAGUCCACAGGAGAUGAAUUGGAGCGAGAGAGCUCCCCUCAGCCGGUUAAAAGGAGAGGAAGGAGAGGAGAAAGAGAAGAGAACUCCGUUUUCUAUGCCAGACCAGUGAGAGUCCGCAGACACCCUCCCACAGACAGACCCCUUCCUAGAGCCGCAAUAGGUGAGCCCAGUGUGUUUAAGGCCUCUGAGAGCAGGAUGAGGGAGGAGGUUCGAGGUGCUGAGGAGGUCGCAGAGGAUGAAAACACAGCUGUAGAGCUUCACAUUGACCUGAGAGAAGCAGAAGUUGUAGAGGAUGAGGAGCUUCUUGAAAGGGAUCCGUUUGAUACAACCCAUAUAAAUCACAGGGAUUCAGCUGAACUGCACAGGCCAUCAUCUGAUCUCUCCAGUGAGAAUGGAGAGAAAGAGUUCAUAGUGUCUGAGAGGGAGACAUGGGACGACACGUCAGCUCCACAGAGAGAAGCACAGCAGGGAUACACGUCCAGCAAAGAGUCUCAGCAUGAUCCAAACAAACAAGAUGCUGAGUCGUCAUCAAGGCAUUCCAGAUCUUCAUCACCCAAAGUCUCUAAACAUUCUCAAGUAACACAGCAAGAACCUGUCAGUUUAUAAGUUUUAAAAACAAUAUAGUUAAUGCAUUUAAUCAUACAUGCAAAUGGUGCGGUAGUGUUUUGAAAUUUAUUUUGCCUUGUAUAGUGUCAUUUAAACUAAAGGCCUGAAGUAAUGGUACGCUCUAAAAAAAAAAUGUACUAAACUGUCACUGUUUUGGUACCUUUUUAAACAGCACUAAAUAUGUACCAUUUAGGGGGUAUAGAUAAUUAUACAUAGAUCUUUUUUGUACUGCCUCAGUGAUGGAACUAUUACAAAUAGUAAAAUUAAAUGUGGGAGACUUACAUAUUUAGUUAUUAUUAAAAUUAAUAAAAGUGUAAAAAUAUUAACCAUCUAAACACAAUGUGUGU
Messenger RNA from Carassius auratus (goldfish), 2977 nucleotides. RefSeq names its product doublecortin domain-containing protein 2B-like. The transcript has 13 exons. Gene Ontology annotation, cellular component: microtubule; microtubule organizing center. Gene Ontology annotation, biological process: intracellular signal transduction. The record is from RefSeq and is a predicted model, not a curated record. NCBI's taxonomy places the organism in Eukaryota, Metazoa, Chordata, Actinopteri, Cypriniformes, Cyprinidae. Bases 1236 to 2630 code for a protein of 464 amino acids.